AUUGAUAUUCUAUUUCUAUAUGAAAUCAUAACAUAACCUUAAACAUAUAAGUUUAUAAGGUUUAUAAGCAGAGUAGAAGCUUUCAUGUAGCUUUAAAACUGUUUGAAACCUUGAAAAUGUUUUGAGAGAUCAGCUGCUAUAGCUGUCAAGCACAUUUAAAAACUUAAUUUAUAUAAUAAAUAGUAGGUCUUUAGUUUGCUGAAACUUCUAUAUUAAUGCGUCAUGAAAGACAUAGUUUCAAACUCCACAUUUCUGAAAGAAGAGGUUGCGGUUGGUAAUGGAGAGGCUUCUCAAGAAUCUCCAGCUAAAGAAAAAUUAAGGGGCUGGUUGAAUCGUCUUCUUCGAAUAAAAAUGACGGAUGGUCGUGUUCUAACUGGAGCAUUUUUAUGCACUGAUCGAGAUGGAAAUGUUAUUCUGGGUUCAUGUACAGAAUAUCUUUCAGAAGAACACAAAAUGACAGAAGCAAGAACUUUGGGUUUAGUCAUGGUACCCGGCCGACAUAUAGUAACCAUUCAGUUAGAUGCAUAAAUUCUAAAACCUAGAAAUAUUUAAUUAAAAAUAAUAUUAACUCAAUGUUUUUAAAAUCAAUGUUAAAUUCUCCAGUGUUUUACAGAGAUACAAAUAUUACUCGCGAAAUAUUUACAAUUGUUUUUUCUUCAGUAAGAUUGACUAAUUGACGUUAUACAGUGAAUUUUGAAACGUCAGUUUGAAAUAAAUCCAACUGAUUUCA
Messenger RNA from Belonocnema kinseyi, 730 nucleotides. RefSeq names its product N-alpha-acetyltransferase 38-A, NatC auxiliary subunit (gene Sbat). Gene Ontology annotation, cellular component: NatC complex. Lineage: Eukaryota; Metazoa; Arthropoda; Insecta; Hymenoptera; Cynipidae. Bases 223 to 528 code for a protein of 101 amino acids. The transcript is spliced from 2 exons. Gene Ontology annotation, molecular function: RNA binding. The record is from RefSeq and is a predicted model, not a curated record.